Molecule: messenger RNA, 846 nt
Organism: Tilletiopsis washingtonensis
Lineage: Eukaryota; Fungi; Basidiomycota; Exobasidiomycetes; Entylomatales
Exons: 4
Coding region: 1-846 (281 amino acids)
Source: RefSeq, a predicted model, not a curated record
AUGCACUUCGCCAAGCUCCUCACGCUCGUCGCGCCCUUCGUCGCCGUCGUUGCUGCGCUGCCGCACGCCGGCUCGGAGCUGCAGACCCGCGGCUACACCUACACGCCUGCCGACUGCACUCCCAUCUACGCCGUUGGCUCGGCAAACGCAAACCUUCAGCUCUCGGCAAAGGUCGAUGUGCUGGGCGCCAUCGACAGCCUGGCCGGUGCGCUGCAGGGCGUCGUCGCCGGCAUCACUGCCAAGGUCGAUGUGGCCGUCCAGCAGACGGUCCACGACGCUGUGCUCGACGUCGAGUUGGCUCUGAAGGCGGCUGCCAGCGUUACGGCGACCAUCAAGGCUCAGACCGAGGCUACGGUCAAGCUGACGGCUGCCGAGGUCGACGCGGCCGUCAAGCAGGCGCUCGCCGCCUCCAUCGCGCAGAUCAACGGCGUGCUCGCUGCUUCCAUCAAGCUGCAGGCUGUCCUGCGCGCCGACCUCGACGCCGCCUACGCGCAGAUCUCGCAGUACAUGUCCGCCAUCACGCUCGACCUCACCACGCUCGUCGGCGGCUCGCUUGCCAUCCUCGGCGACCUGCGCGUCCUCGCCGGCAUUGCGACGAUGCUCGGCGGCGCCGGCUGCGGCUGCGGCGGCUUUGCCGACACGCUCUACCUCAACCUGCGCCUCGACAACAACGUCGUGCCCGUCGUGUGCAACCUGCUCGGCUUCGUCGUCGGCCAGCUCGAGACGACGCUGCGCACGCUCCUGGCGCCGUUCGCCCUCAAGACGGGCGUCAAGCUCGGCGCGGGCCUGCAGAUCAGCGCGGCGCUCAAGUCGACGCUGACUCUCCUCACCGGCACGUGGCACUAG